AUGCCGAAGAGGAAAGUGACCUUCCAGGGCGUGGGGAAUGAGGAUGAGGAGGAUGAGACCAGUGCUCCCAAGAAGCUGGUGGACCCUGUGGCUGGCGCAGGAGGUCCUGGGAGCCGCUUCAAAGGCAAACACUCUUUGGACAGUGAUGAGGAGGAUGAUGAGGAGGAGGGGUCCAGGAAAUAUGACAUCCUGGCCUCAGAGGAUGUGGAAGGUCAGGAAGCAGCCACACUCCCCAGUGAGGGAGGUGUGCGGAUCACACCCUUCAACCUCCAGGAAGAGAUGGAAGAAGGUCAUUUUGAUGCUGAUGGCAACUACUUCCUGAACCAGGAUGCUCAGAUCCGAGACAGCUGGCUGGACAACAUUGACUGGGUGAAGAUCAGGGAGCGGCCACCUGGUCAGCGCUCACCGUCAAACUCAGAGGAGGAGGACGGCCUGGGCCAGACACCAUUGAGUGCCCAAGCCCUCCUGGAGGGCCUUCUGGAGCUCCUGCUGCCAAGAGAGACAGUGGCUGGGGCACUGAGGCGUCUGGGGGCCAGAGGAGGAGGCAAAGGGGAUAGCAAGGGGCCCGGGCGGCCCAGUUCCCCCCAGCGCUUGGACCGGCUGUGCGGUUUGGCCGACCAGAUGGUGGCUCGAGGCAACCUUGGUGUUUAUCAGGAGACAAGAGAACGCUUGGCCAUGCAGUUGAAGGGGUUGGGGUGCCGGACCCAGGGACCCCUUGACUCCACGCCCAAACCUUCUCUGGACAUGUUUGCUGAGGAAGUAGCAGAAGGGGAGCUGGAGACCCCAACCCCUGUCCAGCGAGGAGAAGCAGAGUCACCAGGACCCGGUCUGCUGGAUGUGAUGUGGGAAUAUAAGUGGGAGAAUACAGGUGAUGCUGAGCUAUACGGGCCCUUCACCAGCAGCCAGAUGCAGACUUGGGUGAAUGAAGGCUACUUCCCUGAUGGUGUGUAUUGCCGGAAGCUGGACCCCCCGGGUGGACAGUUCUACAACUCAAAACGAAUUGACUUUGACCUCUACACCUGA
This is a messenger RNA of Pipistrellus nathusii (Nathusius's pipistrelle), 1023 nucleotides long. The record is from the annotation of a GenBank genome assembly. NCBI's taxonomy places the organism in Eukaryota, Metazoa, Chordata, Mammalia, Chiroptera, Vespertilionidae.